This is a messenger RNA of Tetrapisispora phaffii CBS 4417, 1419 nucleotides long. RefSeq names its product Pzf1p (gene PZF1). The transcript has a single exon. The record is from RefSeq and is a predicted model, not a curated record. Bases 1 to 1419 code for a protein of 472 amino acids. Gene Ontology annotation, biological process: regulation of DNA-templated transcription. Gene Ontology annotation, molecular function: DNA-binding transcription factor activity, RNA polymerase II-specific; RNA polymerase II cis-regulatory region sequence-specific DNA binding. NCBI's taxonomy places the organism in Eukaryota, Fungi, Ascomycota, Saccharomycetes, Saccharomycetales, Saccharomycetaceae.
AUGGGAUUCGUCAGCGCAGACUCUGAGAAGUCUGAUAAUGUUAAAAUUUCAUUAUGGAGAAGUGAAUCAACUGCCAGGAGCAGUAGUAAAUCUAGUGGUGUUGCAUUGGUAAAUGGUAGUGAUACUGGUACAGACGAUUUGGAUGACGGCGGGUUGAGCGACGUGAGUGUCAGUAGUAUAGACAGUUUUUCCAGCUCAUCGAGUACCUCAAGUAGAAGAAUAAAGAAAUAUUUCUGCGAAUAUGAUGGUUGCAACAAAUCGUUUGCGAGGCCCUCGACAUUGACAGAACAUCAGCAGUCCAUUCAUUUGGGGAUUAAGAACCAUAGUUGCGACGUCUGUGGGAGUAAAUUUUCAAGGAAAAGUCAUUUGGAGAGACAUUUAAUAUCGCAUUCAGCUGAAAAACCUUUCCAUUGCUCAUUUUGCGACAAAGGUCUGACUACGAGACAACAGUUAAAGAGACAUGAAAUUACUCAUAGUAAAUCUUUUCAGUGCACGUUUGAAGGUUGUGCUGAAAGUUUUUAUAAACAUCCUCAACUCAGAGCACACGUAUUGUCUGUGCAUUUAGAAAAAUUGAAAUGUCAAUUCUGCGGGAAGAGCUUCCAAAGACCAUAUAGAUUAAAAAACCAUUUGACAAAGCAUCACAACCCAGAGGUAGAGAAUCCGUACCCUUGUUCGUAUAACAACUGUACAAAGAAUUUCAAGACUUGGACCGCAUUGCAAAGGCAUUUAAAAAAUGAUCAUCCCAAGGUUAGAUGUGAAGUAUGUGAUAAGCCAUGUGUUGGUGAGAGUGGGUUAAAAAUGCAUAUGAAAAUACAUGACGACAAAUUGGUAAUUAAAAAUUGGAAAUGUAACAUAUGUGAACACGAACUGUUGGAUGAAGAUUUGAAAUCAGAAGAGAAAUCGUUCGCAAAGAAAAAUGAAUUGUUGAAUCAUUAUAGAAAAGAACAUAAUGAUCAUAUACCCGACGAACUGCUUAUAGAUUUUAACACCGAUGAAGAUCAGAUUUUCAGAGAAAAUGAUGUAUCUGUUUCAAACAGGGAUUCAUCUGGUAUUGCGAACCAUAAUAAUUUUGAUACCGAUGAUAAUAAUGUGAGGAAGAAGAGAAAACUAACAGAUUCAAUGAUAAUUCUAAAUGAAGAAAAAUUAGGAAGGUGCAUAAAUGGUGAUGAUAUGACAUGCGAGCUUGCAUUAUCAUCAAACAACAGUGAUUUAAGAAACUAUGAGACUAAGAAAGGUACCAAUGCAUUGAGCCUUCUAAUGGAUACUGUUGGUAGAAAACUAAGUUGCUAUUUCCCAGGUUGUAGAAGAACAUUCAAAACAAAGGAACGAUUUGAUAAACAUAUUUCAAAGCACAAUAUCCAUCAACUAAAAUUGAAAAUUGCAUUGGAAAAGGAACAGGGAUCUAAAGAAAAUAAAUAA